ACUCUAGUCUUUUGGUUCGGAGACUUACAAAAGAUGACGACCAUCGUUUGUUAUAUUACCUCAUGCAUGUAGUGUCUAUAGGCCAAAUAAUGUUGAUUCUACUUGCGAUUGUGGGAUUAAUAAGCUAUUAUGUCUACAAGUCCAUAAUACCUCCACCGCCAAUUCCAUUGCGGGAGAGUGUUUCCAAGAAAUCUCCAAGAGUCAAGCUCAACGAUGGCAGACAUUUAGCCUACAAAGAAUUAGGGUUUCCAAAAGACAAAGCCGAAAACAAAAUUAUAGUCGUCCACGGAUAUGGAAAUUCCAAAGACGUCGAUUUAUACACCACACAGGAAAUGAUUGACGAAUUCAAGAUAUAUUUUUUAUUCUUCGAUAGAGCUGGUUAUGGAGAAAGCGAUCCCAAUCCAUCGCGAACGCUGAAAACAGAUACAUACGAUAUCGAAGAACUUGCUGACAAAUUGCAAAUUGGUCCAAAAUUCCACGUUCUAGGGAUGUCACUUGGUGCUUACCCUGUUUACGGUUGCCUCAAAUAUAUUCCUCAUAGACUAUGUGGAGCUUCAUUGGUGGUUCCAUUAGUGAAUUUUUGGUGGAGACGUAUGCCUCGAAAGUUGUUGAAUGCAGCGAUUCAGAAAUUACCAUUUGAGUUUCGAUUGACACUUCGAGUUGCACACUACUUUCCAUGGUUGUUAUAUUGGUGGAUGACUCAGAAAUGGUUUCCAAAUAGUCGGGAUCCCAAAAAAACUCUGACGGAACGCGACAUAGAACUCUCUCAAAUACAUGCAAAACAGGAGUCUGCUUUACGACAAGGUGAAUAUGUGAGCACACAAAGAGACAUCAUCGCGGGUUACGGAAAUUGGGAAUUUGAUCCAACCGAGUUGAGCAAUCCUUUUUCGGAUAGUAACAAAGGAUCAGUUCAUAUUUGGUGUGCACUCGCAGACAAACAGAUUUUGCGCGAGGUUCUACUCUAUAUAUGCGAUAAGCUGCCAUGGAUAAAGCUCCAUGAGGUCCCUGAAGGUGGACACUGGAUUAUCCAUGAGAAGCGGCAUUUCGAAGCCAUUAUCAAAGCUGCUUGUACUGAAUGAAUGAAGAGUCAAAAGAAAGAAAGCAAAAACUCUACAAACUUUGUAUCUAGGAUAACUAAGUUUGAGAAAAUUAUGGCUAUAUUAUACAGUAUGUUUCGUUUGACAUAAUAUUUCAUAAUCAAUAUAUAUUAAUAUGUAAUUGGUAUGCCUUAUA
Molecule: messenger RNA, 1233 nt
Organism: Eutrema salsugineum
Lineage: Eukaryota; Viridiplantae; Streptophyta; Magnoliopsida; Brassicales; Brassicaceae
Exons: 4
Coding region: 63-1079 (338 amino acids)
Source: RefSeq, a predicted model, not a curated record